GUUCUGAGCAUUAUUUGUGGCUUUUUAAUAGCGGUUUAUACUUGUACUCUUUUACUGCAGUGUAUUGUUGUUGUGCAGUCAUUUCUUAGGAUGCUAAAAAUACGUAAGCUAGCGGUCCCCAAACUUUAUCUCUUGAGGGGGUGGUCCUACUCGGUGUCACGGUGUGUUAGAACAUGGAUUAAACUCACACCGGAAUAUCCAUUUUACAACUUGUAGACCGAUCAGUUUAAAGUAAAGCUUGUAUGCUACAGCGUAGCAGCAACGCUGAAGUCGUGCCAUAGCUGUUUAGUUUGUACAGCCUAAGUUCGCAGAUAGCCUUAACACAUGUUAGCUUUUUAGCAACAUCGUACGGUUAUAUAUGCUUCAAAAAUCUUAAAAGUGCUGUUCAUCUGUGAAUAUUAUUAUUUUUCUGAAUGAAAUGUGAAAAAUAAUCUAAGCUUGAGUUUGUCACAGAGCUUAUUUUAGGUAACAAUCCAAAAUCCAGUUCAGUUUGGUUGAGGUAACCAGCGCUUAGCUAACUUUCCAGUCACCCAAAAAAAAUAUGCCAUCUUUGCAGCACAGAGGUUCAUCAUUUUAUCUUUCCAUUGUUUUUUUGUUUGUUUGUUUUUUGUUUGUUUUUUUAAAUUUGGUAGCCUAGCUCAUCAAAAAAAGAGAGAACAUCAUGUUUUAUGUUUUCUUGGUCUUUGCAAGAAAGAUACUUAUGUUAAUGGGCCUCUUACUUUUGUGAGCUAACUAGCUUAAUUAACCAAACUAGCUUACAUGAAUAGUGUAGUGGGAUAAAAACCUGUGUUUUAAAAACCAGAUAAAGACUGAAAUUGAACAGCCUUUUUGUUUUUAUCAAAAGUAGUCUAAAUGUACUAAUGUGUGUGAGCAGGUGUGAUGUAUAUGUUGAAUGUAGGUUGUCAUGUUGCCACUUGUUCGUUUCCCCCAUUUUGUAAGGGGCUGUCUCCCCCGCGCGUGCUCUCUAAUUGGCUCGCGCGCUCUUGUGUGAAGGUGGAGGCUCGGCUCGUCGCUGCGCCGCUCAGGAGAAAACUUGUGCGGCGGAAACUUUGACAAACACCGUUAAAUGUCCGUCACAUAGGUUAGAUUAUUUGAAGUAUAUGCUGCUCACGAACUCCUCCAAUGUCUGACGAGGGCGAGGAAAGCGAUGGCGGCGAGAGAGGGCACCUCUCCGAGUCUCCCUCCCCGACUCUGUCCGUCUGUCUUCCCCGAGGAGGAUCUCCUUCCUCUGCGCGGCCCCUGGACCUCUUCUCCUCCGCCUCUCCGCUGCUGGGGGACACGGACCCGCCUUAUCUCGCCUCUCCGGAGUGUCGUCACCCGUCGCCAGAGAACCGGGACUCCCCGCACCUCACGCCGCCAAAGUUACUCCGUGGCAUCGGAGACACGGCCGGCUCCCCGCUUCGUCCGCGGCGGGAUGUGCGGUUAGACGCGGUGUACGACCGCUGCGAUGACCCGUACCCGAAGUGGAGAGGAAGAGGCGGCGCGAACUCUGAGCGCUUCCAGCACCACGGACAGAGGAUCCACAGGGCUCCGGAGCUCUCGGACCACGGGAACCACCACUCUGCCGAGCACAUCGACACCGAGUUCAACUCCGAAUCCAGGCACACGGUAGAAGCCAUGCAUCGCCGGCACACCACGCUGAGAGAGAAGGGGCGUCGCCAGGCAGUGCGAGGCCCGGCCUACAUGUUCAAUGAGCGCGGCUCGCCCCUCACUGCAGAGGAGGAGCGUUUUAUGGAUGCUGCAGAAUAUGGAAACAUUCCCGUGGUCCGUAAAAUGCUGGAAGAAUCCAAAACCCUCAAUUUCAACUGUGUGGACUACAUGGGCCAGAAUGCUUUGCAGCUGGCAGUGGGGAACGAGCACCUAGAAGUGACUGAGCUGCUUCUUAAGAAGGAGGGUUUGGCUAGGAUUGGGGACGGUCUGCUUUUGGCUAUCUCUAAGGGUUAUGUUCGAAUCGUUGAAGCCAUUCUCGGUCACCCUGCUUUUCGAGGAGGCCUCCGACUGACUUUGAGCCCACUGGAGCAGGAGAUGCGUGAUGAUGACUUUUACGCCUAUGAUGAGGAUGGCACACGUUUUUCGCAUGACGUCACGCCUGUCAUCCUAGCUGCUCACUGCCAGGAGUAUGAGAUAGUCCACAUCCUUCUGACCAAGGGGGCCCGCAUAGAAAGGCCACAUGACUACUUCUGCAAGUGUUUAGAAUGUGUGGAGAAACAGAAGAAAGACUCAUUCAGUCACUCACGCUCCAGGAUGAAUGCAUAUAAGGGCCUGGCCAGUGCCGCUUACCUGUCACUCAGCAGUGAAGACCCUGUUCUGACCGCCCUCGAGCUCAGCAAUGAACUGGCAAGACUGGCCAACAUCGAGACAGAAUUUAAGAAUGACUACCGCAAGCUCUCCAUGCAGUGUAAGGACUUUGUGGUGGGUGUGCUGGACCUUUGUCGGAACACAGAGGAAGUGGAGGCCAUACUGAACGGUGACGUGGACCUGUGCCCUCCGAGCCCCUACAACCGACCCUGCCUCAGCCGCGUCAAACUGGCCAUUAAGUAUGAAGUCAAGAAGUUUGUUGCUCAUCCCAACUGCCAGCAGCAGCUACUGACUAUCUGGUAUGAGAACCUGCCGGGUCUGAGGCAACAGUCCGUUGGGGUGAAGUGCUGGACAGUGCUGGGGGUCGCCGUAGGUCUCCCUUUCCUGGCUAUUGCCUACUGGAUAAUGCCAUGUAGCAAGAUAGGUCAGAUUCUACGAAGCCCGUUCAUGAAGUUUGUGGCUCACGCCGUCUCCUUCACCAUCUUCCUGGGUCUGCUGGUUAUCAACGCCUCCGACCGCUUUGAGGGUGUCAAGAACCUGCCCAACGAGACCAUCACGGACCACCCACGACAGGUGUUCAGAGUCAAAACCACCCAGUUCUCCUGGACAGAGAUGUUGAUCAUGAAGUGGGUGUUGGGUAUGAUUUGGUCGGAAUGUAAGGAGAUCUGGAGUGACGGGCCCAGAGAGUACAUCAUGCACCUAUGGAACGUUCUGGAUUUUGGCAUGUUGUCAAUCUUUGUGGCGUCCUUCACGGCACGCUUCAUGGCGUUCCUCAAGGCCACCAAAGCCCAGCAGUAUGUAGACAUGCAUGUACCAGAUGAGGACCUCAGCAAUGCCUCGCUGCCUGACGAAGUCGCCUAUUUCACUUACGCCAGGAACAAGUGGCGACCCUCCGACCCCCAGAUCAUCUCGGAGGGCCUGUACGCCAUCGCCGUGGUGCUGAGCUUCUCACGCAUUGCCUACAUCCUGCCGGCCAAUGAGAGCUUUGGCCCCCUGCAGAUCUCACUGGGGCGCACGGUCAAAGACAUCUUCAAGUUCAUGGUCAUCUUUAUCAUGGUGUUUGUGGCCUUCAUGAUCGGCAUGUUCAACCUGUACUCAUACUACCUGGGAGCCAAGUACAAUCCUGCCUUCACCACGGUGGAGGAGAGUUUCAAAACUCUAUUCUGGUCAAUCUUCGGGCUGUCCGAAGUGAUCUCAGUGGUGCUGAAGUACGACCACAAGUUCAUAGAGAACAUCGGCUACGUGCUGUACGGCGUCUACAAUGUUACCAUGGUGGUCGUCCUUCUCAACAUGCUCAUCGCCAUGAUCAACAGCUCGUACCAGGAGAUAGAGGAGGACGCCGACGUCGAGUGGAAGUUCGCCCGUGCCAAGCUGUGGCUCUCCUACUUUGACGAGGGCCGCACCCUGCCUGCCCCUUUCAACCUGGUCCCAAGCCCAAAGUCUUUCUACUAUCUGGUCCUUCGCAUAAAGAACUGCCUGAUCCACCUCUGCAAGGCCAACAGCCGUCGCCAUAACAACGAGCUGGAGCUGGGUAUGAUCAACUCACAGGCCAAGGAUGAGCGCUUCAGGUCUCAUCCGCGCCCGGGAGAAGAGUUCAUCCCCAGAAAAUCUAGAAAACACCCAACAAGAUACCAGAAUAUCAUGAAGCGCCUGAUUAAGCGCUACGUCCUGAAGGCUCAAGUGGACAGAGAGAACGAUGAAGUCAACGAAGGCGAGCUGAAGGAGAUUAAGCAAGACAUUUCCAGCCUCCGUUACGAGCUCCUGGAGGAGAAGUCCCAGGCCGCCGGGGAGCUGGCUCUGCUCAUCCAACAACUUGGCGACAAGUUUGGCAAGAACACCAUGAGACACUGACACGACUCGCAAGAAGGAGAGAGAGAGGGAACGGGGAGAGGAGGCCGGAGGAGGUGCGGGCAGAAAGCAGGGUCAGAUUAUAUAUUUUCAAAACAUUCAUAGAUGAAGAAGGAGAAAAAUGGUGGAGGGGGGCAGGAUGUUUGUGAGAUAGAAAGAACACAUUGGGUAAAAUGUGCUAACUCAAGGCAAAAGAUAAGUGUUUUGUACAUGCAACGACCAAUUAGGGGGGAAUGUGAGAAGAAGAUAGCGGCGGCUGCGAGUGAGCGUGAGGUCACGGGGUCAGAGGUGAAGUAAAGGCAGUCGGAGGGGGUUUGUGUUGACAGCUGAAUUCUAAUUAAAGGCAACAUCUUCAGGGAGUAAGAGGGAGGAGAAGAAGACAGCGGCUCGCAGGCUAGCAAGGGCGGGAGGAUAGAGGGAGACGAAUGAGAAGGAGAACACAAGCGCCAUGAGAUAUGAAGAGGCACCACAGGGCAGAAGACUGAGGCGGCGCAGCAGUGAGGGCCCCCGCAUCCGCUUCUAAGAGAUAUCAGCGCAUCACCCAGUUGGAGGAGAGAGAGGGAGACCCAAGUGAAGGGAAAACUUAGAGGGAGGGCUGGAGAUUGGUGGUGGUGGUGGGGGGUACAUCUGAAUAAAAGUAUUUUACUUUGUCAGGACGAGGGUGGCGAUACCUGUCGAGACACUGUGCACCCCUUUAUACACCAGGCUAUCUAAUUAAUGCAUUUCCCUCCAAGAUGCACAACUUACGAUCAGGAGUCGGAUGAUUCAGGAAAAAAAGUGGGAAACAAGUCAUUAACGACCACCGAGAAAUGUAACAUUAUCUGCUCAUUUUAGUGUGUAUCACAGACGUUUGUGUGUUGAUUAGGCAUACGGUACUGCAGCUCCGUGUCGACCGUCUCCAAGAGAUCUGAGAGAUUACUAGUUGCAAAAAACAAGUUACAGUAACAUUACUCCUGGCGGCAUGUCUCUCGUCUCACUCAGAAUGAGAUGCGCAAAACCAGUAAAAGUCCAGUUUUCAUGCAUAUUUGAAAAACUCCAAGCCAGUUAAACAUAUUAUGACCUUGAUCACUGCUUUGGAUAUUCUCAUGUUCACUGUGCCCUUGCAGCACACUGCGUCAGAGUGGCCAAAAGUGGCGGUGGAAAAUCACCAAAAGUGUCUCCAUGCUACACAUUUUUUAUUUAAGUAGAAAACAAAAAGCGACAUGUCCUCGAGGAGUUGUGUUCACAGCUGUAAAAAUGCAGGAGGUUAGUGUUUAUGAGGAGCACAAGAGGGAAGUAAAAGCUCCUCCAUCUGACUGCUUCAGGGCGACCAGACAUUCGUGAGAUUAGAAAGUGCGGCAGACGGAGAGAUAUGAUGAGUGAUGAGAGAUUUUAAUCUUUUGGAAACAACAGUGCAAUCAUUUGGCUAUAAAACACUGAAGAACACAGAAACUGUGUGGAGUCAUUUUAUGGUCUUGUUUUUCUCCUGGAGACUUAUUAGACAUCCAGCUGCAGUACGAACCGAGCUGUGGUAGACUUCACCAGUGAUUCUGAUGACAUGAGGAUGAGUUGAACUGUUGAUUUAAUUGGAGAGAAAAUGUGAUCCCAAUGAUAACACGCAGUCUGUUUAUUCUGCUCAUUAGAAAUGUAUCUUUUUUUAUUGUGCUAAGUUGAAAACUUUCUCAACAAACAAACAAUUUACAGAUGUAGAUACAAAUAGGGUGCUAAAGGUGACAUGUGGGAGCAGCCACAGUAUCUGUCCUUCCCGUAACAGCAGCCUAUUCUUGGAUUUUGUCAACAGAAAACAGCCACUAACCCAUAGUUUAUAUUCUGUUCAAGUUGCUGAAUUCCAAACACAGUCAGGAUUCAACAGCUUGAACAAGAUUCUCUCAGAUUGUUUUUAUUUCUAGUUAGAAUGCUUCGGUCACUUCUUAAAAUCCUCUUAUGUGAUGGCUCGACGUUCUGUUUCUCGCUGCCUCUGGGAAGCGGUCACACAGCACUGGUCCGGGUGUAUUGUCAUUUAAAAAACAUCGUGAAUGAGACAGAUUUGGUAUUUUGAAUUUAAUCAGCAGAUUGAAUGGGUUCCUCCAAGGAUUAAGAUCAUUUAAAUGCAUCAUAUGAGCCCCUUCAAAACCAAAACAUCAAGAUAAAACACCCCAGUUUUAUUAUUCUGUUAUUGUGUGGAAUCAGCAGGGGCCUACUGCACCAAUUAGCACAUUUAGAGGGCUUUCAUUAUACAUCAAAACAAUUCAAAUCUUGAUUUCAUUAUAACAUCAUCCUUAAAGACUUUCAACUUUCAAGACUGUGAGAUAAGUCAUGUAUUUCAUAACAUAUAUAUCCACAUUUCAGUCUUAAAGGUAUAGUUUCUAGAACUAAAAGCCUCACUCUGAGGUGUAGUAGGCCCGAGCACACUUCGUAGCACCAUUGAAGUCGAGUGAUAAUUAUACAUCUGAAGGCUUUAAACCAUAAUUAUAAUAUUUGACUCUUUAGACUUACAGUAUGAGGUUUUCAACGUAUAGUGACCAAGUUUUGUUUCCGAUACACAAAAUGUUGUUUAGAGUCAUGUUUUCUUUUAAAUAAGUAGUGGGACUUAAACUUGUGUCUAUUUAUUUGUAUUUAUAUGCGUGUGUGUGUGUGUGUGUGUGUGUGUGUGUGUGUGUGUGUGUGUGUGUGUGUGUGUGUGUGUGUGUGUGUGUGUGUGUGUGUGUCUGUGUCUGUGUGCGUGUCUGUGUCUGUGUGUGUGUGUCAGAGAGAGAGAGGAAGAGCAACUAUUUUCUGUGUGCACAACCAGGCUACUGCUGAAAAGACUCCUAAAGAGGAGUUUAAGUGUCCCAACUCCUGUAAAACAAAAUUACCUGAAAUACUGUAUUUUUAACUUAUGCGCAAGAAAUAUUGAUUAAAGCAAAAUCUUGUACUGUAAAUUGUCAUAUUUUUGAUCCUUGAAUUAAAGACAGUGAGCU
This is a messenger RNA of Acanthopagrus latus (yellowfin seabream), 7085 nucleotides long. RefSeq names its product short transient receptor potential channel 7-like. Gene Ontology annotation, molecular function: protein binding; store-operated calcium channel activity; inositol 1,4,5 trisphosphate binding. The transcript has 12 exons. NCBI's taxonomy places the organism in Eukaryota, Metazoa, Chordata, Actinopteri, Spariformes, Sparidae. Gene Ontology annotation, cellular component: membrane; cation channel complex. Gene Ontology annotation, biological process: regulation of cytosolic calcium ion concentration; manganese ion transport; calcium ion transmembrane transport. The record is from RefSeq and is a predicted model, not a curated record. The coding region runs from base 1123 to 4149 and encodes 1008 amino acids.